Molecule: messenger RNA, 1612 nt
Organism: Phlebotomus papatasi
Lineage: Eukaryota; Metazoa; Arthropoda; Insecta; Diptera; Psychodidae
Product: sialin-like
Exons: 4
Coding region: 87-1553 (488 amino acids)
Biological process (GO): transmembrane transport; monoatomic anion transport
Cellular component (GO): plasma membrane
Molecular function (GO): transmembrane transporter activity
Source: RefSeq, a predicted model, not a curated record
UCUCAAAUUGAUAAAAUGAAUUAGCUCGUCGGGGCAUACUCAAACAAUACCUGAUUAGUUUAAUUGUGUAUCUGAGGAAAUCCACAAUGGCAUUAGAAAGUGUGACCGAUUCGCAAGAUGAAGAUGAAGUUAAGAACACGAACGUUGGUUGGAAGUUUUGGAAGACUAGACGAUAUACCGUAGUCUUAAUGAUCUUCCUUGGUUUCUUCAGUAUCUAUUCAAUAAGAGUCUGCCUGAGCGUAGCUAUAGUAGCGAUGACUGAGAAAUUCAAUACAACUUUAGCAAAUGGGACAAUAAUUGAGGAUCAGCAUUUUGACUGGAAUUCUAAGGAACAGGGACUAAUCCUUAGUUCAUUCUUCUACGGAUACAUCUUCACUCAAGUUCUAGGGGGUGUAUUGGCUUCGAAGUUUGGUGGUUAUUAUAUAUACGUGUGCGGCGUUGGAGGAUCAUCUCUCAUGGCACUUCUAAUGCCAGUUGCUGCAUCUUUCAGUAUUUACAUGUUAAUGGCUGUUCGCAUUCUAGAAGGAUUGUUCGAAGGCAUAAACUUUCCAGCGAUGCAUGCCUUGCUUAGUCGUUGGGCUCCGGUUUCCGAACGAUCUCGUAUGGCUAGUCUCUGUAUAUCUGGUUGUUAUGCCGGAACUGUUGUAGCUAUGCCUCUAUCAGGAGUCUUAGCAUCAACUCUUGGCUGGAAAAGUGUCUUCUAUUUUUAUGGAUGCUUUGGGGCUUUGUGGAGUAUUGUGUGGAUUUUAUUGAUAAGAUCAUCUCCAGAAAAUGAUCGCUUCAUCUCUAAAGAGGAAAGUCUGUACAUCGUCAAGAGUUUGGGCAAUGAAGAUGAAAAUAAGGAGAUCUCACACCCUUGGAAGAUGAUUUUGACAUCAACUGCCGUUUGGGCAAUUGUGAUAUCGCAUUUUGCAGAAAACUGGGGAUUUGAUACUCUCCUCACUCAAAUGCCAACAUUCUUUGCAGAUAUUCUCGAGUUCAACGUGCAAGCAUCGGGGAUCGUUUCGGCCAUCCCUUACCUGACUAUGAGCUGCCUUUUGGCAGUUGGAGGAUAUCUUGCAGAUUGGUUACAAAUCAGGGGAUUUUUGAACACAACUCAAGUACGGAAAUACUUUACUUCUGGAGCACUCCUUGCUCAAGGUGCCUUUAUCCUUUUGGCUGCGUUUAUUGUUAGUCCAAUAGGGAUUAUUAUUUGUCUGACACUAACAAUUGGGUUGGGUGGCCUGGCAAAUGUUGGUUAUAUGAUCAACCCCCUGGACUUAGCUCCCCAACAUGCUUCGGUCAUCUUUGGGAUUUCUAACACAAUAGCCAAUAUUCCAGGAAACAUCAGUCCCUUCCUCACAGGCCUAAUUGUGACCGAUAAAUCGAAAGAGCAGUGGCAGAUUGUAUUCUUUAUCAUAGUAGGAAUUAAUGUGGUAGGAUGCCUCUUCUACUGGUUCUUCGCUAAAGGAGAUUUGCAACCCUGGGCUGUUACGUCAUCAACCGCUCCUAGAAAAUCUUCCCAAGACAAUAACUCUGAGAAAAGAGAUGCAAUUACAGCAAAAACUUUAUAAUGCUAUUAAUUGUUUUUAAUGUUAUUAUCAAACACAUAAAGAACACGUCAGCUUAAUAA